Molecule: messenger RNA, 621 nt
Organism: Patella vulgata (common limpet)
Lineage: Eukaryota; Metazoa; Mollusca; Gastropoda; Patellidae
Exons: 1
Coding region: 1-621 (206 amino acids)
Source: RefSeq, a predicted model, not a curated record
AUGAGUUGUGACGCAGUUUCGUGUUCAACGUACAAUGCAAAUCAACUAGACGAUUGUUGUCAAACAUGCGGAGCAUCCCAACUAGUCUCAGAAAUACCAACAGGACCCGUAUCCGAUAUACCAACACAACCCGUAUCAGAAUUACCAACAGGACCCGUAUCAGAUAUACCAACACCACCAGUAUCCGAUAUACCAACACAACCCGUAUCAGAAUUACCAACAGGACCCGUAUCCGAUAUACCAACACAACCCGUCUCAGAAUUACCAACAGGACCCGUAUCAGAUAUACCAACACCACCAGUAUCCGAUAUACCAACACAACCCGUAUCAGAAUUACCAACAGGACCCGUAUCAGAUAUACCAACACAACCCGUAUCAGAUAUACCAACACCACCAGUAUCAGAAAUACCAACUGGACCCGUAUCAGAAAUACCAACACAACCCGUAUCAGAAAUACCAACACCAGUAUCAGAAAUACCAACACCACCAGUAUCAGAAAUACCAACACCACCAGUAUCAGAAAUACCUCCUACGACGGCAUUUGUGUGUGGGAAUUGGUGUAGGUGGUGCAGACGAAGACGGUGGAGAUUGCGUCGUCCAUAUUGCGCUAAAUACCAAUGA